GGGGCGUGGCCUCCUCGCCGGAAGAAGGGGGCCUUGCUCUUCUGCUUCGCGCUGCGCGGCCUCUUCCUGCUCCGGGCGGCGGCUCGCAGGGGCCUCUCGCCAGGCGGGCGGCAGGAUUACGGAUAGCACAGCAGUGAAGUAGGAGUCCAGUUCUUCGAGGGAACAAGUGUUUCGUAAGUUUCUAGUAAUGGCAACCUACACUUGCAUCACUUGCCGUGUGGCUUUCAAGGAUGCCGACAUUCAGCGUGCCCAUUACAAAACUGACUGGCAUAGAUACAACCUGAAGCGCAAGGUUGCUGACAUGCCUCCUGUCACUGCUGAGAACUUCCAAGAGAGAGUCCUAGCGCAGAGAGCAGUAGCAGAGGAGCAGAACAAAAUCACUGCCACUUACUGCACGGUUUGCAGCAAGAGAUUCUCCACCUUCAAUGCCUAUGAGAAUCAUUUGAAAUCCAAGAAGCACCUGGAGUUGGAGAAGAAAGCUGUCCAGGCUGUCAGCAAGAAGGUGAAAAUAUUAAAUGAAAAGAACCUGGAAAAGGGGCUGACUCCAGAGAGCGUAAACAAAGAUGAAAUGAAUGCAGCUAUUCAGCAAGCCAUCAGAGCUCAGCCGUCUUCGUCUCCAAAGAAGAUGCCUUUGCCUCCUAGUGAUGCAAGUAGCUCUCCUGUUUCUGUGGGAAGUGCCAGCUUAUCAGAGAGUAGAGAACGAUCAGAAAAACCUCCACGGCUACAGUGGUUUGAACAGCAAGCGAAGAAGCUGGCCAGACAACAGGCAGAGGAAGAGGAGGAUAUGGAAGAAGAUUGGGAAGACAUGGAUUCCGAUGAGGAGAUCGGCUCUGAAGAAGAGAUGGAAAGUGUGGAAGGAGAAGAGGAGGAGCAGGCAGAAGCUGAAAGCACUCCUGCUGCUGGGGCCAUACCAGUCACAGACUGCUUAUUCUGUCCCCACCAUUCCAGAUCUCUCACGAAAAAUGUGGCCCAUAUGACAAAAGCUCACAGUUUCUUCAUUCCAGAUAUAGAGUACCUUGUGGAUCUCAGAGGACUAAUCAAGUACCUGGGAGAGAAAGUUGGCAUUGGGAAAAUCUGCAUCUGGUGCAAUGAAAAAGGGAAAUCCUUCUACUCUACAGAAGCAGUACAGGCUCACAUGAAUGAUAAAAGCCACUGCAAACUCUUCACAGAUGGAGAUGCUGCCCUGGAAUUUGCAGACUUCUAUGAUUUUAGGAGCAGUUAUCCUGAUCACAAGGAUGGGGAAGAUGUGGAAGUGCCUGGAGAGCGCCCAACAGAGAGAGAGUUGGAUUAUGAUGAUGACACCAUGGAACUGAUCCUUCCUUCAGGUGCGAGAGUGGGUCAUCGUUCUUUAAUGAGGUACUACAAGCAACGGUUUGGUCCGUCAAGAGCAGUGGCUGUUGCAAAGCACAAGAAAACAGUGGGUCGGGUGUUGCAGCAGUACAGAGCUUUGGGCUGGACAAGUCAGACAGGGGCAGCCUAUGCUCAGCAGCGUGAUAUGCAGUACCUGCAGAGGAUGAAGUCAAAGUGGUUGCUCAAGACAGGAAUGAGUAACAAUGCUACAAAGCAGAUGCAUUUCCGGGUGCAAGUCAGAUUCUGAGUUCCCAAGAGAGCUGCAUGCAACUGUUUUUUGGAAAGAGGGAUUUAAUGGCUUCUGGCUCAAGGAUUCUGUUGUUGAAAUGGACUCGGUACCUAUCAAAUGGGAUGUGUGUGCUGCUGUGCCUUCCUGUCUAUGGGAAGAAGAGCAGGGAGCUUGUCUGUUCCAGUGAGAUGAUGAUUGGCUUAACUUAAAAAAUAAAAUAUCUUAAAUGGGAUAUAUGGCAAAGUCGUCCCAGCUGUUAACUGUGAGGCAGUUGACAUUUUCAUUUGUCUGAAUAUCUUCAUUUUCCAAUUCUGCAAAAUGCCAAGAGAAGAUCCUAGGUCUGGGAGCCUGAGAUGCAGUGUCUUGAAGGUUUUCACUGGUAAUACCAGACAUAAGUUAGCUGGGUGUUUUGGACUAUCUAGUUGUCACUAAAGAGGUGAAAACUUGAGAGCGGUGAUUGUGGGAAGGUUAAGUGGUAAUUGUUUGAAGAAGUGCACUGAUGAAAAGCAGACCUCCAGGAUUAAUACUGUCCUCAGAAGCUGACUCUACUUGCUUAAUGCUCCAUCUCGGGGCUGGAGUAAUAAUUUACAGUGAAGUCGGUUUAUGUUGAAUUUAAUCAAUUUUUAUUACCUAAAACCUGCUCAAAAGUACCAUAACAUCUAGAUCAAAGUCAAUCAAAAUUUCAGAUGAUCUUUAAAAGAUUUUUCUGAUUAAAACUGUAAAGAAACUGUUGAUGACAGCUUUGGUUAUUCCCAUUGAGUACUAGUGUUUUAUAUGAUCUUGGUAAAGGAAAGUGACCCCAGGGGACAUGUAUUGACUGUAAUGGAGGCACUCUCUCCCUCUGAAGCAGGUGAACUGUUACAGGCAGGUAUAGGCAAAACCUCGCUGUUAAAGAGCUGAGGCAGCAGCAUUGGUGUUGGUCCUGGUGUUGUACAUGUUUAAAAGCUUCCAUGACCUUACCAGUUCCUCUGACCUCAUGUAAGGAGGUGGCACUUACACACAAAGGUGUAGGCUCUCGCAUGAAGCCCCAGGCUGUAGCAUGUUGGACGCUGUGAGUGUGUGAUGCCACGGGCAAAUUGCUGUUUGUUUGGCUGUGCAUUCAUCAUGAAGGCAUUUGCAGCUGGUUACAGUCAAAUUGCACUUCUGCAUUUUAGGAUGACUCUGGAUUCUCUAGUAGUGACUUUCCUUGGCAUGACUUUAAUAUGAAGUUUUCUUCUUCUCUUGUGAAUGGCGUGUGCAUAAUAUCACUGGGAAUGGCAGGGGGAGGCUUUGUAAAUUAACACUGUAUUUUGACCUCUUAAAAUAAUCCACUAAGGUCUUCCUAAGAAGUAUGUUCAGGAAAAGUAGUAUUGUUGGCAUAUCAGCAGUUCUGAAAGAGCAGUGUAUUUAUGGGACUCUAAGGAAAGCAAUCAUUUCACAAUGGAGGUGCGUGCUAUGUGUGCUCACAUUUCAGUUUGUUCUAGUGGGUUUUGUCUGGGUUAUUUGGCUUUACCGUCAAACUUAGAAGAAAGAGAUGUAGUCUUAGUUGUGUGACUGAAACUGUGUGGAUCUUAAGACAUCAUAUCUUUUACUAAACUUAUAACCUGCCCCAACUUGCAAUUAUGGUGUAUAUUUCUGGCACUGAGGGUAUAUCCUACUCGUAUUUGUCAAGCCUCAACAUUUAGCCCUUGGGAACUGCUAGUAUCUCUUUCUUUGAAGUUAGAGCUUACUGUCAAAGGGUCCUAUGCUCAUGGGCAAGUUAGAUUGUCUUUACGCAUAGAGCAAAAUGAAAUGCCACAAAAAUGUAGAAUUAGAAGGGUUAGACUUCUUAAUCAGAAUCUUAACUUGAAGCCUGCUGAAGUGGCUUUGAAUACCAGUGUAAGUCAGCAGUGAGCAUCAGAGCGGUUGGGAUUCAGUCUGGAGCUUUUGGAAAACGGUCAUGGAAUAUCCAAAACUUACAUUACAGACAGAACAAUUAUCCUGGAAGAGUCUUGGGCAUAACCUAGUACAGUUGCUAAAGUCUUAGAGGUAGGUGUUAAAGAGGUCUUGGCAAUGAAGGCGGAAUUACAAGGAGGUAAUUGAUCUGAUGACAGAUGACAUUGGGUCUGUAAGGUUUAGUCUGAAGGUACAUAGAGUUUGCUGCUCUCCUCAACGUGAAAGGGCAAGCAAAGGAAACUUCUGUUCUCUGUGCAGACUUGCUCAAAGAAGUCUGCUGCUUGUAAAAAGAUGGGGAUUGCCUGAAUUUCCCAAAUAGUCGAGUUCCCAAAGAAAUGCAAGUAAGCAAAAAUAAGAAUUGGUAGUCAUUUGCCAACUCACGGGGAAGCUGAAGGAGACACAUAUGUACAUAUGGUUCUGUCCUGUACAUCUUCCUGCAGCUUAGUCAGAAGAAUAUGGAGGAGAAGUACGGAAACUACUGAUACUUUACAGGAAGAUUUUAACUCUGAGCUGAAAUUGGGUGCGUUGGAAAACCAGCAGAGGGCGUAGGAAACCCUUUCCCAGAAUUGUUUACUAUGAAAAUAAAGUCUAGUAAGAGUACAUUCAUGCAGAAUGCUGGUAGAGUGAGAAGGCAGAGCUUGCCAUUAACACGAGUUAGGACUGGCACUGGACUUCCCCGAGAUGAAUUGCUGUUGGCAUCUUUAUGUGGGUCCAGGGAGAGCAUUGCUGGCAAAGGGUGGCUAAGAACCAGUAUGCAGAUUGUCUGCAGUAUUCAGCAACAGUGCUGCAGUCUGCACAGCUUGUAGGUAACUCCAGCUAUGUCAAAGCAUCUGACAGUAUUUUUACUAAACACACUUCACAGUGUUACAGUUUAGUCUUUUACCUCCUUGACUAAAUCCUAAAGAUUGUACGAAGGAUAGCUAAGGGCAAUUUUUUGUUUCCUAAAGGAGUUCCAAAAGAUGAUGGUUCCAUCAGGGAGCUGCUUCCAGCUAUGACCUAGCCUUGCACUUGUGAUCCUCUGCUCUGACCUUGCGUUUUCUGGCUCUUAGGAUCAGAAUGAGAAGGAAGUAAAGUCCAAAGGCAACCAAGCAGAUCUGAGACAGUCUCUGGAUAUAGUGGUUACUCUGGGACAAGAAUUUCAUGGUAUGAUUGCGAUUCAGUGAGUAUUCUGUUCCCAGAGGAGGAGAUGAUCCCUUCUCAAGCUGGUGCAUGCAUAUUGGGAAAGGCUGAGAAACAGCAAAGAAAAUGUGUUGUGUUUUGGACAAGGCUGGGGUUCUGCCUGCCUGUCCAUCCAGCAGUAGCUGAAUGUUGAAGUGGUCCCAGUGUUGUGUCAGGUAUUGGAGAAUGAAUCAGCAGAAUGAAAGAAUUGGUGAAGCUGGUAAGAAUAUCUGCCAUCUCCUUUUGGAAGUAGUUCAUCUGUUCUGUACACUUAAAUUAUCUAAAAGCAACCCAGGUGGUACUAGAGGGAAAAACAUGUACCCAUUAUCUGGAAGGGAGGGGUUAGGAAAGAGAGGGAAGCAUAUGAGAUGUAGAGUGGCAGAGACACGGCAGGCUCAGAUAUGUAAAACAUCCAAACAGCUUAUUACACUGAAGCUGCAAGUCAACAGGUGAAAUCUAUUUAAAGUGAGCACUCCCUAUAAGAGUGAGUUAUUGAUCCCUAAUUGGUUUCCACAAGGUCAAGGGCCUGAAACAUAAAGGAGUUGGACCAUUGCCCAGCGAACAUCUGAUGCUGAGAGGCAUCUGAGUAAGAUUCUCUACUACAACUUUUGAGAGUUAUUUUUGUAUUAUUAAAACUGAGGCAUCCUGUGCUAUGGGCUUCGUCUGCUCAGGGGUUUGGGCAUCUUCCUCUACAGUAUCUGCAUAAAGCUGCUGAUGGAACACUGCACUUCAGAGGCCCACGUGGGUUUAUACUGUUACGACCUGUAAUAGAUGAGAGGGUAGAGAUAAGCUUUAGGGCACACCUGACUGAAAAUGAAAUAUAAAUCUUAAAUGCUUUGAA
This is a messenger RNA of Strigops habroptila (Kakapo), 5492 nucleotides long. RefSeq names its product zinc finger protein 622 (gene ZNF622). Gene Ontology annotation, molecular function: nucleic acid binding; zinc ion binding. Lineage: Eukaryota; Metazoa; Chordata; Aves; Psittaciformes; Psittacidae. The record is from RefSeq and is a predicted model, not a curated record. Bases 188 to 1597 code for a protein of 469 amino acids. The transcript is spliced from 8 exons. Gene Ontology annotation, biological process: ribosomal large subunit biogenesis. Gene Ontology annotation, cellular component: preribosome, large subunit precursor.